AUGACGACUCCGGCCAGUCCCGUGAUCCGACUCUCGGCGGAGAGAAUGAAGAACGGUAGAGCUACAAGGUAGCUGGGGAAUAUCGAUGGAUGUGAGGAGUCGCAAUGAAUUGAAGGGGGGCGCCCUCUUGACGAGCUUCUGGAGAAGAGUAGCCAUGGAGAGAGAAAGAGAGACAGGGCUCGAUGGCAACGCAGCGGCUAUAUUUGUGUUCCGGGCUCUGGGGUUUAGGGGUGUCUCAGAGAUCCUAAAUAUCCGUUUCGAACGUUUGGUUACGGGGAUUUCUAAAUCCCAUAUCCCACGAAUCGCCUCCAUAUAUAUUUUCACUUACGUAUUCCUACACUGACAAAAAAGAUCAAAAUAAGUAUCUGUCAUCAGAAAUGAUUGAGCCUUUUAUUUUAGAAUCCUAAUAUAUUAUAUUAUGAAUUAAAAUUUUCAAAUAAAUUAUUAAUUGAGUAGAAUAAAUAUUUAUCGUAAACAUGUACCUUUUAAUUUUGUAUAAUCUUAACAUAGGUCUAUUUUAGAAUAAUAUUAUGCCUUCAUAAUAUUUAAAAUGAUUAGUAUAAGUAGAGUAAAUAAAUUAUAUUCACACAGUUAUAACUAUUUUAACCAUGGAAUUUAUUUUUAGGAAAUGGGAACUUUUAUUACUUGUUUUAUGAAGUCAAACCAUCACAAGAUGAGCUCAAACUCCGUAAAGUUUCUACAAGCUCUACACUUCAAUCUAGCUUAAGAGAAAAUCUUGCAAUACGAGGUCUAUGAUGGUCUACUGUUAAGUGUGUUCUCAUAGAAAUAGAUAAAAGUUAUUUCUUUGUAGAGAGAUAAAGCUAGGGAGAGAGAGAUAGGUCCAUGUGAUUGAUUGUAGGAGAUGAUGUCACAAGUAAAACCUUUCUUCUCUACCCAACUAAGUCCACGCCUGAAAAACCAUUGGGCAAUAAUGCUGAAUUUCUCUCUAUGUACAUAAUGUAUGUUGGUUUUUUCAUGGUUUCCAUUUAUAUAUUUGUAAACAAUUUAGUAAUGUAUCUCCUUCUUGUGUGCUAUAGUUACCUUCUUUUGUUUAGUUGGAAAAUUUUGAUCAAAAGAGGAAAUGGUGGAUAUCAUACAUUUAGAGAGGAAAUGUCUCCGAAUUUAUAAAAUGACAUAUCUAAAUACAAUUUAAGUUAGUGAGUAAUUAUGGUAGGAUUUGCAUUGGAAAAGUCAAUGGUUUUAAUGUGAUAAUAGAAGUUGAUUCCUACCCCAUGGCUGAACUCAUUGGUUUGACUUGUGUUUGCAUUAGAAUCUCAAAGGUCAAAUUGUGUGAAGGGGGUUAUAUCAUGGUAAUAAUGCAUGACAAAGGAUACAAAAUGACAAUAUCAUGUUCAUUGUUGACUCAUUUUUUGUCAAAUAGAUAAAUACCUUUCACAUAUACCUAUUUAUCACUGAAAAUCUUUCUUUGAAGAAAUCCCCAAUGAAAAAAUUAUAAUGAUGAUGUAAAAAACCUUGUAAUGUGUCAUGAAAGCAUCUUACACUCUUUUGGUGACUUUUCUUGAUAAGGGUUGCCUAGAACAUGUGUGGAAAUCAUGAUGAGAAUAGCACCUCCCUUCCUCUAAAUUUAACUAACUUUCAUGUAAAUUGUACUAAUUUGAUGCCACUAAGGAUUUCACUAGGAGACACAAAAUGAUAACAUAUUUUUUUUCAUAAUGUCUAGAUUUUUAGCAAACAAAAGCUUUGAAAAUUUGUGGUAAGCAAAGAAUCUAAGCUCACCUUAGUUUUUUAAUAUUGGGGUGCUUAUGUGAAAAUGGGAUACAGACUCUAGCUGAUUUAUUCCCCUUCAUUUCACCUUUUUAGAUUAAAACAUGCAUCUCAGCUUAAUACUUUAAAAUGGAAAUUCUAAGCGAAACGACAAGUAUGUCAUAUCGUUACAAAGAAAUCCUUCUUAAAGCAAGUACCUAAUGAAUAAGGUGUCAACAGUCUCACUAUGUAUGUGGAUACAACCAAGUUGCAUCAUUUAGCUGCCACAUUGCGAAAAAUAUUUCUUAAUAUUUCUUGUGAUUAAUGUUUGACACAUUACAUUGAUCACAUGCACUGGUUUUAAUAAUGCUACAAGAGGAACCAAGAAGGGAAGAGGCGAACUGAAUUUCUUUUUCUACUCUUAAUCUCAACUCAAAAUAUGGAACUUAAACUCAGAAAAAACAAGUUAGCUGGAGCCAUGUGAAUCUAAGGGAGAUCACAUGGGUCCAGCUGACUUGUUUUUUCUGGAAAUUCUCCUAUAUUCAUUACUCUUGUGUGGAAAUCAUAGUUAAUCUCCCUUAGAUUCAUGGGUCUAUGUUGGCCUAAGUACUAGACAUGCUUAGUUGUAAAUCAAGAAUAAGUUAAGAACAAGACAACGCUCCUAUAAUUUGAUGGCCUAUGACUAUAGAAGUAAUUUGUAGAGAGUAGAACUUUAAAGUUUGAGAUGGAGACAUUGAUUUGAUUCCUUACAUCAUGAUCAUUAUUGAUUUUCUGUUUUUUUUAUUGUUAAAGUAACUAGAAAAUUGUCUCCAAUAUUUCAAUGGGUGAUUUUGAAGUAAUAAAGUUUUCACCCUUCUCUGUUUUGUGAUGUAGCACUAUGGGUUUAUCUUUCUCCAGCUCUCUCUCUCUCUCUCUCUUGAAUCGAUUCUUGUAUUGUUAUGAAUAAAAUGCAAAACAUUAUAAGAAAAUAGCUAUAAAAUUUUAUGAAUAAAUUAUAUAAAACAGAUUAUAACAUUUAUAAUAUAUUCAAGAAUUUUCUAAGAGAAUAUGUUUGUUGAAUAUGUUUAUAAUAUAAAUUUUUUAUUUUAUUUUUCAUUAAAUUUCAGUUAAUCUUGUGUUAUAAGAGUAGAAAUUUAUUAAUUUGUGAUUUUUUGGAAAUUGAUCAGAUACAUAGAAUUAAAGUUGGGGGGUCAUUUAGUAAUAUUUUAGGGAUAUUUUUUUUCAAAGAUUUCUAUUGUGUAUCUGUCUAUUGUAGCUUGUGCCAUAGGAAAUAGAGGGUACAACCACAAACAACUUUAAACUGCGAAUGAAUAUGGCUCUACAUAAAUUGAAAAUAUACCGGUUAAUACCUUAGUUUAAAGUUUUUAUGUAGAGCAUCUUAAACAAGAAUGAGAGAGGCUGGGCGGCCUAAUGGCAAAGGUACACCCAUAAAGGGGUAUAUUUACACAUACUUUCAAAAAAUGAAAUAUAAACAAAAAUAUGUAAAUAAAUAUGGGUUUAUAUUUUAAUUAAAUAUAUGCAGUGCACAAGACAGACUGGAAAAAGCCCUAGCUACGCCCAUUGAAAGGAAGUACAGAGUUGUAAAAGGGUAUAUUUACAAAAAUCACCAAGGGCUAAAAAUGAAAUGGAAGGAAAAGAACACAUCUGUAAAAAUGAAUUAUGUUGAAAAAGAAUGUAUGUACAAAUAAAAAAACUAGGGGCUUAUAUUUAAUUAUAGUAUACCAAGGAAAGAAGCCGAUGGAGCUGAUCCUGCAUGACGGCAAAACCUUAAUUUCGUAUGCUCACUAGCGGAAGCAGAAGGAACGUUUGCUGGUGUGGUGUCUCCAGUUGGAGGGAGCUCAAAAAGAGGGCGCCAUCGACCUUCUCCUCGUGCGGUCACCUAA
Spirodela intermedia is the source of this 3587-nucleotide messenger RNA. The record is from the annotation of a GenBank genome assembly. Lineage: Eukaryota; Viridiplantae; Streptophyta; Magnoliopsida; Alismatales; Araceae.